Molecule: messenger RNA, 732 nt
Organism: Brassica napus (rape)
Lineage: Eukaryota; Viridiplantae; Streptophyta; Magnoliopsida; Brassicales; Brassicaceae
Exons: 1
Coding region: 1-639 (212 amino acids)
Source: RefSeq, a predicted model, not a curated record
AUGGCUUCCACACUUCUUGUUCCUCAACUUCUCUCAUCUCCCACGAGUCUCAACGUCGCAGCUCCAAGAACCUAUUAUACCUUCAACGCACACAACACUCGUCGAACAGUAAAAUGCUCUUCAAACGCAGAACCAAAAGAUCAGCAGUUCCUCGACCUCACACCUUCACCCGACUCAAUCAACACCACAAGCGCCGAGAAGUUCCCCAUCGAGAAACGUCGAAGAUCCGAGAUCAUACGCGACAGGAAACAAAGAGGCAUCGAGAAGCCAGAGCCACCGAACUUCGAGAUCGGCUGGAAGAGAACGAAAGAGAUAAACUUGGAGAAACCAAAAGGGUACGUGAUAAUGGACUUCUUGGAGAAGUUCGAAGGGUUGAUGGCGAGAGAGUUCGGUUCCAAGGAGCUUUUGGCUAAAGCUGGGGAGAUAGUCGCGGAGAGGGCGAGGGAAGAAGCUGAGGUUUUGAGAGACGAAGGUGAAGUUGAGGAGAGGAUGGUUACUGAGCUUUUCAGGGUUUUGAAGUUGAUGGAGAUGGAUUUGGCUAUGGUUAAAGCUUCUGUUAAAGAAGAGACUCUCAGUGAGAGGAUUGAACAAGCUAGAGCGAGAUGUAGACAAGCUAUUCUUGUUGCUAAUUCUUUUUAAGACCAUUUCGAAAAGAUCUUUAACUUGUUUGGUUCUGUAAUAAUCACAAAGAUUCAUGUUUUUGUUUUAUAAGACCAUUUGGUUUUCAAACUU